This is a messenger RNA of Oldenlandia corymbosa var. corymbosa, 1111 nucleotides long. The record is from the annotation of a GenBank genome assembly. NCBI's taxonomy places the organism in Eukaryota, Viridiplantae, Streptophyta, Magnoliopsida, Gentianales, Rubiaceae.
AUGAUUUCUAAGCUGCUUCCACUGCCUAGCAACCCCAUCAUUGCAGCUAUCCAAAGAGAUAGGUAUUAUUGCCUUCUGGUUCCGUUGUUACCUCCUAUCCUUCUUGUUGCGGUAUACUUCCAUUGGCUCACCAUGAAGCUUUAUAAGCAUGCUUAGGUCUUUGAAGCUGUAGCAAAGGUCAUUGUUCUUGUAAAUAUAGGAGACUUUGUUGAUCUGUAAUUUUUUUGCAAAAGAAAUCAAGCAGAAAGCAUUACUAUUAACACUAAAGUUUCUACAGUAACCUAGACCGACUCUUUGGAUGCUUUUGUGAUAUUAUUCUUCUAAAACUCUAUCCUAUGCCAGUUGUGUCUCCAGAGUUGCUUCUUUUGCUGAACCUGAAAUUGAGUUUCCUCCAAAACCGUUGAUUAAUAAACACGUAAAUAAAAUAAAAGCACAUUUGUGAUCUGCAUAACAUUUUCACAAAGGGAGGAAUUACUGGUGGUUCUGCUCUUCUGUUCAUGUACUCUAGUUCUUUGCCUAAGACCUGUUAUGGACUGUUGUGAUCGUUUAGCGACUUUUUUAUAUCUCUUUUUCCAAAAAAACUAGCUUGUUUGCCUUGUCACCACCACAGAUGAGGUGAUACGCAACUUCAUAUUUUUGUCCACCAUCAGUAAAUGAAUCCAUAGAAGGAGAAAAUGUCAUUCAGGGAAUUCUAACCCUAAGCCCUUCGAUGUGGACUAUUUAGUACUUUUUGUCGUUUCUAAGUAAGAGUCAUGUUUGUAGUGUUAGGGAGUAAAUUGUAUUAGUAUUUUUCUCCUUUCAUAUUUUGAAGCUCUUGCUGUUGAUUUUCUUACCGGUAUAAAGUCUCUGUUUGGACUAUCUUCUCUAUUUUUGCCCCUACUAAACAAGAAUAACUUCUUUUGUAUUGGCCUUUAAACAACUUGGUAGAAACUCUUCUCUACUUUGCUGAGAUAUGUGGCCUUGCUAACUCCAAGAGGGCCUUUUUUGUGGUUUAUCUGUUUAUUGCUACCGUGUUUCUGGUAGCUCAUUCAUUGUGCUAAUUAUGAAAAGCGAUUGCAAAUUGCAGGUAAAAUAGACAAGAUCCUGAGAGAUUGCCCUCUCAUUAAGCAGA